Molecule: messenger RNA, 1257 nt
Organism: Cladophialophora yegresii CBS 114405
Lineage: Eukaryota; Fungi; Ascomycota; Eurotiomycetes; Chaetothyriales; Herpotrichiellaceae
Exons: 2
Coding region: 1-1257 (418 amino acids)
Biological process (GO): protein import into mitochondrial intermembrane space
Cellular component (GO): mitochondrial intermembrane space
Molecular function (GO): protein-disulfide reductase activity
Source: RefSeq, a predicted model, not a curated record
AUGUUUCGCCCGGCGGCUGGAUCAGUGUUCCGCUCUGCGGCUCGUGUGUCUCCGUCUUCUUCCCCUGUCGCAAGGACUCUUGGGAAACGAUUCGCUAGCACUUCGCCUGCAAACGCACGACGGAGUUGGAAAGGCUCUGCCUUGAGAUGGGGUGUCGCCAUUGCUGGCGUCUACUACUAUAAUACGAGCCCCGUCUUUGCGGAGCAGCCCCAGCAUAAUCUAUUAAACCCGAAUGUUGACGCGGUAGACGACGAAGUCAGAGACCACUCCACAUUGGAAGCACUCACCUCUGGUCGCGCACGGCAAGCCGAGAAAAAUGCCUCUGUCCUACGCUCUGCAGCCGAUGCUGUGUCCUCUGAGAAUGCUUCGACAACGGUGCUCACUGAGCAUGACAAACCCAGCAACACGGGCGCAGCAGAAUUGGAAGAGGAGGCAGCUGGCGAGGGUGCUUUCAACCCCGAGACUGGGGAAAUCAAUUGGGAUUGUCCUUGCUUAGGUGGUAUGGCGCAUGGUCCUUGUGGUCCCGAGUUUCGAGAAGCGUUUUCAUGUUUCGUUUACUCGACGGAAGAACCAAAAGGCAUGGACUGUAUCGACAAAUUCCAAAAUAUGCAGCAGUGUUUCCAGAAGUAUCCGGAGGUUUAUAAGGGCGAGCUGGAAGAUGAUGAUGAACUAUCUGCUGGGCUAGAGGAGGAGAGGCAGGAGCUGGUUAAUGAGAUUGCGGAGAGAAAGAAACAACAGUCAGAAUCACAAAAGCAAACAAGGCUGCUAGAGGAGCCAGAUACUGUUCCGCGGGCAAAAAGCACUACCAAGAGAGCAGCUCCUCAAGCAGCAAGCACUACCAAGAAAGCAGCUCCGCAAGACUCUCAACAACAACCGCAGUCAGACACGGAAGGGGGAAACGGAGCUCAACAACCAGCAGUACCAUCGAAAUCCCAGCCAGACUCAAUCCCGAAAGCCAGUAUCGAUGCCACCGCAGCCAAUCAGCGGACUGACAAGCCGCCCGCAGAGGAAGGGAAGGUCAAAGUUAGUGACGAUUCGACUCACGAGUCGACCUUUUCGCCCGAGCGCGAGAACGUUACAGAAGGCCAGGAAUCAGGCGUCGCAAGUGAUGCAGAGAAAAGUUCAUCCGUUUCUGGCCUCCCGGAGUCCGAAAUCGUGCCAAAAGCGGCACAUAAUGCCACAAGCAGCAGCGGUGGUGAAAGGGCAAAGGAAGAUGGGCAGGUGGCUGGAGGUCGGGGUGGACGAAAGGGAGAGUAG